This is a messenger RNA of Parastagonospora nodorum SN15, 1356 nucleotides long. RefSeq lists its product as hypothetical. NCBI's taxonomy places the organism in Eukaryota, Fungi, Ascomycota, Dothideomycetes, Pleosporales, Phaeosphaeriaceae. The coding region runs from base 1 to 1356 and encodes 451 amino acids. The transcript has 4 exons. The record is from RefSeq and is a predicted model, not a curated record.
AUGUCGAACGCACAGCAUCAUUUUCCAUUUGACACGUCGCGGCUUCCAAAAUCGUUGACCUUCCAGGAGUCUGAGGACGAGGCUCGCUAUCAGAUCAAUGCAAGAAUGGAUGUCUCCUACAUGUUCCAUGCUGCCAUGUCGCUUCUCGAGUUUGCUGCAGAGCUCGAGGCCGUCUCUAUCUGGCAGCCAGCCGACCCUUCAUUGUGCUGGUUUGAUGGACAGAUCGCUGACUUCGCCCAAACUUGCCGAAAUAAGUCUAUCAAGAGCAUUAUGGUGUACCCGAUGAUGCUGCGCUGGAAGAAGCAAGAGCAUUGGAACCUCGUCAAGGAAGUCACUGUCUUCGAUAAGAGUCGCUCAUCGUCCAAACACCAUGAAGAUCUCUACAGAGGCGAUCGCGGUGGCAUACCGCUAGGUCUAGCAAGGUACUGCAAAAUUGCGAUUGUACGCAGCAUGGCCGGCUUGUCUAUCAUGCCUCCUUCUGCAUUGCAGCUCAUGCCCUCAAAAGCUUCGAGAGAGAAGAAACGGGCUCAAGAAGCUGCCGCUAUGGGCCCGCGAGUCACCGUCAACCUGAGGCCUUUCAAUGUCGCAUUCGUCUUCCUCGUCUCACAGCUCGCUGUCCUUCAGUACUUCACUGGCUUCCUCAAUGGCACAAACAUGGUCAACGGCUCAUGGAUCCAGCUCGAAGGGUUCCAUCCAGUCAUCUUCAACUUCUUAGCACAAUGGCUCCUCGACAGCACCGUCUGGCCCCUCAGAGAUUGCUCCGCAUCUGCAUCAGCUUCGAGCAUGCUCGACAUACUCGACAUCACCUUCUCGACACUCAUGGACACCACACACGACGCAAACCCGUACGCAAUGACGGCUGCAAGGAAAUUGGUGCAAGCCUACUACAUGGGUCUUCGAAUCGGCGCAUACCACUUCAUGGACGCAAUAAUGAACGUCAUCAUCCGCAACGUCUUCCAGGUCUGCAUGCGAGCUGGAUCCGGCAAUAACGGCUUCAGGAAACUCUUCGUCGACGCAUACAUCUGGGUAAGCCGCAUGAACGGCGGCCAGGUGCCCCGCCUAUCCGACUACAUGGCGGAAUUCCAAGCAGAUGUCAAUGCCACGCUCCGAAACUUGCAAACCGGCAAGUACACCUUCGACGCCACCAACCCCGCCAACCCUCGCAACCGCGAGAUGAUGGACGUGGAGAUCAACUUUGCGGCACUUGAGAAUUGCCUUUGCCAUGGCAAUCAAGGAACUCUCAAGUGCCGCUACCACGUCCAUCCAGCAACUGAUCCAUGCUGGAAUCUCAUCGUCGACACCACCCCUGUCGUCCUCCCCGCGCCGCGCCCAACUGGUGCUCGCCGCCGCCACUGA